Messenger RNA from Panicum hallii, 861 nucleotides. RefSeq names its product dirigent protein 5-like. Bases 108 to 719 code for a protein of 203 amino acids. The record is from RefSeq and is a predicted model, not a curated record. NCBI's taxonomy places the organism in Eukaryota, Viridiplantae, Streptophyta, Magnoliopsida, Poales, Poaceae. The transcript has a single exon.
CGAGCUAGCUGCUCAACCUGUAGCAGCUCUCCAGCCAGCAGCUACUAGCUAGCUCUUAUCGACCAAAAUAAAGAGUCGUUGCAUUAUAUUGAUCGAUCGAUUUAACAAUGCAGGGCCACACUAUUAAGCCAUCUUCCAAGCAGCUCAGCAGCAUGGUCGUCGUUGCUGCGGCUAUCAUGCUGGUAUUGCUCGCCGGAGUCGCCCACGGCGGCAGGAGGCGGCUCGUCUCCAGCAGCGAGGACGAGCCGUGCAAGAAGAUGACGGUCUACUACCACGAUAUCCUCUACACCGGCAACAACACCGCCAACGCGACGUCGGCGGCGGUGACGAAGCCGGCGGCGGCGCUGAGCACGUCGCACUGGGCGAACGGCACCUUCUUCGGCCUGCUCGUGGUGUUCGACGACCUGGUCACGGAGGAGCAGGCGCUGUCGUCGGAGCCGGUGGCGCGCGCGCAGGGCUUCUAUUUCUACGACAAGAAGGAGGAGUACAACGCGUGGCUGGCCUUCUCCCUCGUCUUCAACUCCACGGCGUACACGGGCACCCUCAACCUCAUGGGAGCCGACCUCAUGUACGAGAAGACGAGGGACAUCUCCGUCGUCGGCGGCACCGGCGACUUCUUCAUGUCGCGCGGCAUCGCCACGCUAAGCCUCAACGCCGCCGAGGGUACCGUCUACUUCCGCCUCAAGAUGGACAUCAAGCUAUACGAGUGCUACGUCUGAAACCAGCAUACUGCUGCUUCACAUGCAUACACAUCUCGCAACAAGAUGCACGUACGAACUUAUAUAAGCACGGGCGUUUUUAUGAUUGUAUGUACCAUAGUGUUGCAUGCCGCGACACAUGGGUAUUUGUAUCAACUUUAUU